AUGCAUUGGGUAAAGGUCCUUGCCAAAUAUAGCACACCAGACCAAGAACGGGUAGUUCCCGCGGCUAAUUCGACGGCUCCUGCAAGCCAGAUUCUCGGACUUUCGUCUAUCGAUAAUCUGUCAGACAAGAGAAGUGAUCACAUCGAAAUCAUCAAAGUCAAGAUGCUUUUCAACACAUUCGUUACCGUUGCCAUCACAGGCCUCGCCCAGCUUGCUGCCUCCCAGUCUAUCGACCCCAGCACUGUAACCGACGCAACCAAAGACCAAUGGUGUACUGACCAGAAGAGUGCCUGCCCACUCAUUUGCUUGCAACUUCCAGGAACAUCGGGCCAACCAAAGGCAAAUACCUGCGAUCCGACCUCCUUAGCCUACUCUUGCAUCUGCAGCAACGGCCAACAACCAAACUCGAGUCAAUACUCCCAGACUAUCCCCUACUACGAAUGUACCCAAUCAGCCACCGACUGUGUCAACAAAUGUGAACAAACAGACACAUCUUGCCAGAGUGCUUGCCGCUCAGACAACCCUUGCGGUGCGCAGCAUCCCAUACGGUUGAAUACUUCCACAAUCUCGACCAUGGCGGCCACGACCACUUCUGGUGGAGGCGUGGCCAGCAGUGCAAGCAAUUCCGCUAGCAACACAUUCACUGGCUUUGGAGGGUCAUCCACCGCGUCAAGCAAGAGUGUUGCUCCUGCCCGUAUCCAGGGCCUUGCUCUCGGUCUUGGUGGCAAAUACGGUCUCCUUGUUGUCCUCGGUGGUAUGAUGGGCGGAUUCAUGUUUAUGCUUUGA
Letharia columbiana is the source of this 786-nucleotide messenger RNA. RefSeq lists its product as uncharacterized. Lineage: Eukaryota; Fungi; Ascomycota; Lecanoromycetes; Lecanorales; Parmeliaceae. The record is from RefSeq and is a predicted model, not a curated record. The coding region runs from base 1 to 786 and encodes 261 amino acids. The transcript has 4 exons.